Molecule: messenger RNA, 3179 nt
Organism: Lepus europaeus (European hare)
Lineage: Eukaryota; Metazoa; Chordata; Mammalia; Lagomorpha; Leporidae
Gene: ZFP30
Product: ZFP30 zinc finger protein
Exons: 5
Coding region: 364-1992 (542 amino acids)
Biological process (GO): central nervous system development; regulation of transcription by RNA polymerase II
Cellular component (GO): nucleus
Molecular function (GO): RNA polymerase II cis-regulatory region sequence-specific DNA binding; DNA-binding transcription factor activity, RNA polymerase II-specific
Source: RefSeq, a predicted model, not a curated record
CUUUCUGGUGGAGGAGCCGGUGCGGCGGUAACGGUGCGCGGCCGGCUUUGAGGGUGCGGCCUAGCGUGGACUGCGAGACCUGAAGGUCCCUCGCCGCUGCCACCGGCUGUAGAGAGAGACUCGCGAGGGAAACCAGAGGUGGCGCCCACGAUGAGAGGCCCCUGCGGGAAGCCAGGACUCGCUGGACAGUUGGCGUCCUCGCGGGGUGGGCCUCCCUGGCGUCCCAGUUACCACAAAACGAGAGCCGCGAACCCAGACCUCAGUGUCGGCGGCCCCUCUCGCGUCUGCCUCCAGCUUCCAUUCGUGCACGCCAGCCCUGCUUUCUGUGGAUUCUGCUUCUCCAGUAGAUGAACCCCCUGGAAAAUGACCAGUUCUUGCAAUACUAAAAUAAUGGCUCAUGAUUUGGUGAUGUUCAAAGAUGUGACUGUAGACUUUUCUCAGGAAGAGUGGGAAUGCUUGAACUCAAAUCAGAGGAAUUUGUACAGAGAUGUGAUAUUAGAGAACUAUAGCAACUUUGUGUCACUGGGAUGCUCUAUUUCUAAGCCAGAUUUGAUUACUCUAUUGGAACAAGGGAAAGAGCCCUGGAUGGUUGUGAGGGGUGAGAAAAGAAGAUGGAGCCUAGAUUUGGAAUCCAGGUAUGACACUAAAAAGUUAUUUCAAGAGAAAGAUAAUUAUGACAUGAAAUUAUCUCAGUGGGAAAUAAUGGAAAGAGUUAAAAGUCGUGGCCUUGAUGACUCCUUUCUUGGAAAAGGUUGUGAAUAUAAACAGUUUGAGGGACAAGAGGGUCGUCCCUACACGAUACAUUUCAGGCAAGUGACAAAAACCACCCCUGCGAAAGUUCCCACUUACAGAAAACUAGCAUCUCUUACUCUGUGUCAGAAAACUCAUAAUAGAGAAAAACCUUAUGAAUGUGGGGUCUGUGGAAAGGCUUUUAGAGUCCGCCAGCAACUUACUUUUCAUCAGAGAAUUCAUACUGGUGAGAAACCUUAUGAAUGUAAAGAAUGUGGAAAAGCCUUUAGACAGUGUGCCCACCUUAGCCGACAUCAGAGAAUUCAUGCUUCUGACAAACUCUAUGAAUGUAAAAAAUGUGGAAAGAUUUUUACGUGUAGCUCAGACCUUCGAGUACAUCAGAGAAUUCAUGUUGGUGAGAAGCCCUAUGAGUGUAAGGAAUGUGGGAAAGCCUUUAGAGUGCGAGGACAGCUUAAUCUUCAUCAAAGGAUUCACACUGGUGAGAAACCCUAUGAGUGUAAGGAGUGUGGGAAGACCUUUAGGCAGUAUGCACAUCUCACCCGACAUCAGAGACUUAACAUCGCUGAGAAGUGCUAUGAGUGUAAGGAGUGUGGUCAGGCUUUUCUAUGUAGCACAGGCCUCCGAGUACAUCACAAACUUCACACUGGUGAGAAACCCUAUGACUGCAAAGAGUGCGGAAAGGCCUUUAGAGUGCGGCAACAGCUCACUCUCCACCAGAGGAUUCACACUGGUGAGAAGCCCUAUGAAUGUAAGGAGUGUGGGAAGACCUUUAGUCGUGGCUAUCAUCUAACUCUCCAUCAGAGAAUUCACACUGGAGAGAAACCUUAUGAAUGUAAAGAAUGUCAGAAGUUCUUCCGUCGUUACUCAGAACUUAUUUCACACCAGGGUAUUCAUAUUGGAGAGAAACCUUAUGAAUGUAAGGAAUGUGGGAAGGCCUUUAGGCUGUUCUCACAACUUACUCAACAUCAGAGCAUUCAUUUUGGUGAGAAACCCUAUAAAUGUAAGGAUUGUGAGAAGACUUUUAGGUUGCUCUCACAACUUACUCAACAUCAGAGUAUUCAUACAGGUGAGAAACCUUAUGACUGUAAGGAAUGUGGGAAGGCAUUUAGACUUCAUUCAUCACUUAUUCAGCAUCAGAGAAUUCAUUCUGGGGAGAAGCCAUACAAAUGUAAAGAAUGUAAGAAGGCCUUUAGACAGCAUUCACACCUUACUUACCAUCAGCGAAUUCAUAAUGUAAGUUAAUUAUGAAAAUCUUCCCAUUGUGAAUUUUGUGUUAAAAGCAUUAGAAAAUAAACUCUAGAAGAAAAGUUUAGAAUGUAGGAAUCCCUUUUGCUUCGUACUCAAAACUAACUUGGCAUAAGAGGUUUUAUUUAAAAGAAAGAAGAAUGUGUUAAUUUAAUGAGUAUGUAGAAGCCGGUCACCACCUCUUAAGCCAUGUUGAACUUCAGAAGUCAUUCUGGAAAGCAACUGUAUUAGAGGAAUGAAUGAGGAAAAAAAUUUUUUAUCUUAACUAUUACCAUCUUUAUAUCCUUCCAUCUGUUUAGUAUAUCUAUGGAGAUUGCCAGGGUACAGCUCAUUCUGACAAUUGAUAAAUAAAAGGAAAGAAAAGACAUUUAGUCUGAAUUUCCUAUAUAAACUGUAUUUCAGGACAACCAGAAGUUAAUGAGGUAAAAUUCUUCUUGAUUAGAGAAUUCCAACUAAUGAAUGUAGAAAUAGAAUUAGAGAAUUCUAUUAGGAAAACCAUUCUGUAACAUAUAAUAACAGAUCUAGACACAAUUCUGAUUAGGUGUUAAGACCAUUAAAUGGAAGUUUGACAUGGAUUUCAUAGUGAAUAGAUCAGGCUCAAAUCAUUUGAACCCACUGAUCAAUUUUAACCUCACAAAAAGUAGGACAAUAAAACAUGCUCCUACUGUGAUUCAAAAGAUGCACACAUCUUGCCAAAAAUAUUGAACCUGUAUUUAAGCCUCAGGAUCUAAUUCCAAGUUUAAAGAAAAUGAGAGAAUGGAAGACCAAAUUACAUGGCAUAAAAAGAAGCAAUUAAAUCUAAAUUGUAGGUAAUUCUACAAGAGGAAUGAUGUGGUAUCUCAACCAAUAAAGUGACACUGAAAAAAGGAGGUGGGACUCUUAGAUACUGAAAGAGAUGUAAGAGACAUCAAUCAAUUGCAAUGAAAAAUUCACUCUUAUUUAGAUCAUGAAUUAACAGAUUGUAAAGUAAGUAAUUUUUACAAUAAUUGGGAAAUAAGAAUGUUAAUAGUAUUAGAUAACUUUUUGUUAGGUAUGAUAGUAGCAUUGUGCUUAUGUUUUUAAAAUGUCUAUUUGGUAGUGAUCUGAAGUUUAUACAUAUUUGAAAUGAUGUCUGAAAUAUCCUUUAAAAUGCUCAUGCAGAAGAAAAAGUAGAUAAGUAUGGCAGAAUCAUGGUAAACUGAGUA